Molecule: messenger RNA, 1696 nt
Organism: Amoebophrya sp. A25
Lineage: Eukaryota; Dinophyceae; Syndiniales; Amoebophryaceae
Source: the annotation of a GenBank genome assembly
AUGCAUUCCACUUUCAUCGGUUGGAUGUGGUCGUUGCAGUCGGGUACUUGUGCCUCUCUUCGUACGAAAUCGCGUUGAAGGAUUCUACAUCGUGAAAAAAGAAUAUUCGAUGUUGAUAACAAUACAAGGAUGUCACUAAAUUCUCCUCGUCGAUCUAACUUACAACUAGUACGACUACCGGUACCGCGAAUUUGGAUGAAUAGAUUUUUUCACAGUGAGAGAGAACUAAGAAUUAGACUAACCUAAACAUCAUUGUCAUUCAGUUUUAGAAGAACAUCGAUAGAAAACAAGCAAAAUGGCUGGUUCCAUGACCCGUAACAACUGCACUGAGGACAACCUCAAUUGCACUCCUGCCACUCCUGGGAUUGUCAUCUCUGCCGCAGAUCUUGCCACUGGAGGUGGCCCAGCCAACAAGAAUCCCAGUUUACACCCAUUGUUCAUGAAGGACGCUUGGAACGAGAGGAGUUGGCACUCUAUGAGAAAAGCUCUGAACGCAGCACGCAUAGCGGAUAACGCAGUGAGGGAAGGCUAUCGCUACUUGCAAUGGUCGCGGGACAGGAGUGCGAUGUUAGAGCAGUAUGCGCAAAAAGCGUUGGAUAUGAGUGCGAAGGAGUUGCCGGAGCUACCGGUAAGUGGGAAAACGAAGUUGUUGGGAGGAGCCAAAGCGAAGUUGUUGGGAGGUCAAGACGUUUCUUCGUCGUUGCGAGGUACUAUUAUAGAAUAGAUACAUCUUUGCAUGAUCGGUGAAGAUGUGUGAAACUACGAUGCGUAUGCAUAUAUGAUCAUACAACGAACACAACGAAGAACUACUCAUCUCUCUUUCUAAACAGGUGAAACUUUCCUCUUCCCGCAAGCUGUUCAAUCUGGAGAUAGUCCUGAUACAGUAGCGUCUGUUCAGUACCCAGAAGAAAUGCAAUCUUUCGCUGACGACGCUUUUUUGAAGGGCGCGCAUUGGUUUUGACGGGCUGGCGCUUGACGGCACGCCUAUUCUUGGUAGACACGCCUCUGCGCUCCUUGGGAGCGGCAAGCCCGCGCUUGAUUGCGAUUGACGCUUUGCAGCAUCGUGCAGAGCAGAGGCCUAGCAUCACUAUAAGUGACGAGCACUCGUCAUCGAAAGCGAAUAAGUGCACCCUUGCAGACGGAGACAAGGUAAAACAGACAAGAUUAAUUUCUGCGCUUGCAGAGGAACAUAUUGAGGGCGGUGGGCGUGCGAGCCGACUGACCCGAAGCGCAUACGAAUGCCAUCGACGCAGGCUUCCUCGAUGAUGGAUGGGAUGCAGAGAUGCAAAUAGUCCUCGACGCUGUGUGCUAUCUCUCACUCUCGCGCAGAUUGAGUGAAGAUCAGUACUUCUCUCCAGAGGAGACCGCGAAACACCAAGGAAAGGGCUCUGUGGCGACCACAAAGCCGACCACCACUAACACCGGCAGCAGCACAGGCAAAGAAGCCUUUGCAACCAGAGGCAGAGAAAAUCGCGACUCCGAUUCUAAAGUCUCAUAGUGUAGUGCGUCGAUCAUGUUAAUUUAUAGUAAUAAUAGCACAUCUACUGUAGAACUAUUUCUUGAUACAACCUCUCAAGGAGAAAUUGCACAGAAGGAACCUUCUAUUUCUUAAGUCACGUUUCGAGGCUACGGCUAGUGAACAGCAUGAGCUGUGGUCAGACGCAGCGUUAGUCAAUCAUCUUUCUCAGGAGUGGGG